AUUCGAUUACGUUGACGCUUCUGCGACGCGCUCAUAUUCACCCGUGCUUCAGGCCUGGAAUCGUAACCAUUUCCAGCCCGAGCACAUCCAUUCGUUUGAAACAUCGAUCUCUCUCGCGCUUGACGCAGCUUGAGAGACUUGGACAUCCCCUUCGACUGUCGGCCGGAUCGUCACAUCGUCCUCUCCUUUCUUUCGUUUACAUUCCCAUCCCUCCAUUGGUCGAUUCUCUUUUCUGAACCCAGUUCUGCCUUCUCUUCGGUCAAUCCCUGCAAACAAAAUGUCUUCGACAGACUCCCCUGACCCGUCGACUAUGUCGACUACCCCCACCACCACAGCACCGACCACCUCGUCUUCUGCCGCGUCGACGCCAUCUCCAUCUACAUCCAGUGCCACGACUGCGCCUUCUUCCGCGGCCCGUCGGCCGCAGCGCAAGAGUACCCUGACCCAACAACAGAAGAACAACAAGCGUCAACGGGCGACGCAAGAUCAACUGGUUACCCUGGAGUUGGAAUUCAACAAGAACCCCACCCCGACAGCUGCCACACGCGAAAGGAUCGCCCAGGAGAUCAACAUGACUGAACGGUCUGUUCAGAUUUGGUUCCAGAACAGGCGUGCAAAGAUCAAGAUGCUCGCGAAGAAGAGCAUUGAAACCGGUGAGGGCUGCGAUUCAAUCCCCGAGUCUAUGCGCCAGUAUCUGGCGAUGCAAUUCGACCCCAGCAAGCCCGGCGCAAGAGAUCCGUUUGGCCGCACAGGAGGCUAUGGAGCCGGCGGCGCUUACCCGAGCGAGUCCACUCCAUCUGGAAAAGUUGUGAUUCAUCACUUCACGUGUCGGUCGUUGACCAUCGGUAGCUGGCGGCGCAUUGGGCAGAACGCGAUGGACUUGGUCGUCUUCUACUCCCCCGAAAAAGCCUGCAUGACUUAUUACAUCAACAAUGAUUCUGCAGGAUACAAGAUCGAAUACCCUUUCUCCUACAUCAAGAACAUUACCUUGGAGUCGGGCGACCAAGGACCACAGCCGAAUGGCGCUCCCCCGAGGCCCGGUGGUCUAGUGGUGGAACUGAACCGGCCGCCGCUUUUUUAUAUGGAUUCCUCCAACUCCGGAGGCUUCUACCAGUGCGGCGACUUUACAGAAGACCAGCAGGCUAGUCAGAUCUUGGUGCACCACCUUGGAGGCCAUCCGAAGGUUCUGAGUGUGCAGCUCGCCAAGUUGGUGUCGUUGGAGUCGUUCCAAAACCGCUUGGCAUACAACAACUUCGCCGUGAAUGCGCCCAUGUCUCCGCCUUUCAUCCAACGCCCUGCUUCGCAGCCAAACCAAUUCGCACCUGCGUUCAUGAACAUGAUCCCAGAAACUCAGACUCACUUGAACCUUCAGGUUCCUCGCGGACACAGGCGUCAACGGAGUCGCUCUGUUCCAGUGGCCGUCGACUUUUCUGCCUUGCAAACGCCUCUCGCCUCCUACAACAUGCCACAGACUCCAGUGCAUUUCAACCAUGCGGACUCGAACAUUUUUGCGCCAGUUCCCCAGUCAGCGCAUCCAUUAGCCGCGAACCUGCGGAUUGAUACCUCCGCCGCUUACGGCUUCGACCCCCGCACUCACCCCAUGUCUGCGACAACGGCGACCGCCUCGCCAUCCGACUUCGCUAGUCCCGGGCUUUUCUCCACUGGAGGCCCUGGCGAUUCGACCCCUGUCGCGGCGGGCAUGGGAACCCCCUUUAACCUGCCUUUCGUCUCCCCUCAAGUUGACUCUUCCAACAUGGGAACGCAUUCUGCAUCCCCAUAUUCGACUGUCAGCCACGCCGAUCCUAUGAUUGCGGAUCACUCGCCGCCACUGUCGAACAUGCACGCGUCCCAGGAGAUGUAUGGCAUGAGCAAUGAGCAUCAGCCGAGCUUUGCGGAAGAGGGAAUGCAGAUGAAUGGGAUGUUUCCCAAGCAGAACGUAAACUUCACUGUUCCAACUACCAUGGGCUUCGAAGGAAACACUUUUGAUCUGCCCAUGCAGACCUUGCCCGGUCACACCUCUCCAGGUGUUCAGGGCGACUACCAAAUGACGUCUAUGGAAAACGCCGAUCCGAAUGCAUUCGCCACUGGAUCUUGAACCUUACACAUGUGCCUUGCCGUUCGGUGUGAACGGCUCCUGGUCUUCGCUUCUUUUCUAUGCCGUGUCCAAGUAUCACUUGGCAGGAUGGCAAUUCUUUUCUUUGAUGGGCUUGAUUUUCUUUCACAAGCUCUUCAAAUCACUUUCCAAAUGAUUGG
Molecule: messenger RNA, 2253 nt
Organism: Aspergillus pseudonomiae
Lineage: Eukaryota; Fungi; Ascomycota; Eurotiomycetes; Eurotiales; Aspergillaceae
Product: homeobox domain-containing protein
Exons: 2
Coding region: 278-2095 (605 amino acids)
Biological process (GO): regulation of transcription by RNA polymerase II; cell differentiation
Molecular function (GO): DNA-binding transcription factor activity, RNA polymerase II-specific; RNA polymerase II cis-regulatory region sequence-specific DNA binding
Source: RefSeq, a predicted model, not a curated record